AACACUGCACUGGCCCAGCAAAUAGCACACCAGUCUUUCCAUCUCAUCUCGCAGUAUUUACACUUGGAAGGCCGUCGUUCGUCUCGAACAGUCUCACCACCGCGGUCUCUUCCUGUUGUGUCCCUCGACGUUGGCUAUGGAGGGAAGGCGGAUCCCUCGGCUCGUGCCGGCGUUGACGCUGUUGCUGAUUAGCUUCGCCUUUUUCCAGAUUCGCGCGUCUGAGGUGAUCUUCUACGAGUCGUUUGACGAGCCAUUCGAGGGAAGGUGGGUGGUGUCUGAGAAGGAUGACUACAAAGGUGUAUGGAAGCACUCCAAAAGUGGGGGACACGAUGAUUAUGGUCUUCUUGUCAGUGAGAAAGCGAGGAAGUAUGCAAUUGUGCACGAACUUGAUGAGAUUGUGAGUCUUAAGGAUGGCACGGUUGUCCUGCAAUAUGAAGUUCGACUCCAGGAUGGGCUCGAGUGUGGUGGUGCAUACUUGAAGUAUCUUCGACCUCAGGAUGCUGGAUGGAAAAUCAAGGAAUUUGAUAACACGUCUCCAUAUACUAUCAUGUUUGGACCAGACAAAUGCGGUUCAACCAACAAGGUGCAUUUCAUUUUCAAGCACAAAAACCCCAAAACUGGAGAGUACGUGGAACACCAUCUCAAGAACCCUGCAUCUGUGCCCUACGACAAACUCUCUCAUGUCUACACUGCUGUAUUGAAGCCUGAUAAUGAGCUGAGGAUAUUAAUAGACGGUGAGGAGAAGAAGAAGGCAAAUUUCCUCUCGGCUGAAGACUUUGAGCUGCCACUCAUCCCACCUAAGACAGUUCCUGACCCUAACGAUAAGAAGCCAGAGGAUUGGGAUGAGCGAGCGAAGAUCCCAGAUCCCGAUGCAGUGAAGCCAGAUGAUUGGGAUGAGGAUGCCCCGAUGGAAAUUGUAGAUGAAGAUGCAGUGAAGCCCGAAGGUUGGUUGGAUGACGAACCCGAGGAGAUUGAUGACCCUGAAGCUACGAAGCCUGAGGAUUGGGACGAUGAGGAAGAUGGGGAGUGGGAGGCUCCCAAAAUUGACAACCCCAAGUGUGAGACAGCACCUGGUUGCGGUGAGUGGAAGAGGCCAAUGAAAAGGAACCCCGCAUAUAAAGGGAAGUGGCAUGCUCCCCUCAUUGAUAACCCGAACUACAAGGGCAUCUGGAAACCUCAAGAGAUCCCAAAUCCCGAUUACUUUGAGCUUGAGAGACCCGAGUUUGAUCCUAUUGCUGCCAUUGGCAUUGAGAUUUGGACAAUGCAAGAUGGAAUUUUGUUUGACAAUAUACUAAUUGCAAGUGAUGAGAAGGUAGCAGAGACAUACAGGGAAACAGCAUGGAAACCCAAGUUUGAAGUUGAAAAGGAGAAGCAAAAGGAGGAGGAUAAAGACACUGAUUCCCAUGAUCUCUCGGCCAUCCAUAAGAAAGUUUUUGACGUCCUCUACAAGAUAGCUGAUGUACCUUUACUGGAUCCAUAUAAACCUAAGAUCUUGGAUCUUCUUGAGAAGGCAGAGAAACAGCCGAAUAUAACGGUUGGUGUACUGGUCUCCAUUGUGGUAAUCAUUUUGUCGUUUUUCUUCAAGAUCCUUUUUGGUGGGAAAAAACCAGCGGUCGAUGUGCCGGAGGCACGGAGUGAAACAGCUCCCGAGACUUCCGACGGUCAAGGUGGCGGUGAAGACGAGGCAGACGAGGACGAGAAGGAAGAGGCAGCUGCUGCUCCUCGCAGGAGAUCUACCAGAAGGGAAACUUAAGCGAGGCACGUGUGAAUGGCUUUCUGAGUCAUUACUUCUUAUUUCGAGUAGAAAUAGUGUAUGUCGCAGGGUAUUUGUGGUUAGAUGAUUUUUCGACUCUGUCGUGGGGGUGGAAACUGAAUUAGAUAUAUGUAGAACCCUAGGUUCGCCUGAAUUACGUCUCGAAAUGUUGUGUUGUUGGGAUUUUGUUGCAGAUGUUUAGUUCCUAUGGACAAAGAAAGUUGUCGAAAGGAAAGAGCGUUGGAGU
Molecule: messenger RNA, 2000 nt
Organism: Rhodamnia argentea
Lineage: Eukaryota; Viridiplantae; Streptophyta; Magnoliopsida; Myrtales; Myrtaceae
Product: calnexin homolog
Exons: 7
Coding region: 137-1753 (538 amino acids)
Biological process (GO): protein folding
Cellular component (GO): endoplasmic reticulum; endoplasmic reticulum membrane
Molecular function (GO): calcium ion binding
Source: RefSeq, a predicted model, not a curated record